AUGUUGUUGGUGUUGCUGAGCCUGGCUGCAAUGUGCUGGAGCGCCCUGCCCCGAGAGCCGACUAUUCAGUGUGGCUCUGAGACUGGGCCAUCUCCAGAGUGGAUGGUCCAACACACUCUCACCCCAGGGGACUUGAGGGACCUCCAAGUGGAACUUGUUAAAAAAAGUGUUACACCAGAGGAUUUUUCAAUUUUGAUGAACAUAAGCUGGAUACUCCGGGCAGACGCCAGCAUCCGCCUGUUGAAGGCUACUAAGAUCUGUGUGACUGGCAAAAGCAACAUGGACUCGUACGACUGUGUGAGGUGCAACUACACAGAGGCCUUCCAAAGUCAGACCAGACCUUCUGGAGGGAAAUGGACCUUCUCCUAUGUAGGUUUUCCAGUGCAGCUGAGCACACUCUAUUUCAUUGGGGCCCAUAACAUCCCCAAUGCUAAUAUGAAUGAGGACAGCCCUUCUUUGUCUGUGAACUUCACCUCUCCAGGCUGCCUGAACCAUGUAAUGAAAUAUAAAAAGCAGUGCGUUGAGACAGGAAGCCUGUGGGACCCAAACAUCACUGCUUGUAAGAAGAAUGAGGAGACGGUUGAAGUGAAGUUUACAACCAAUCCCCUUGUAAAUAAAUACUCGGUUCUCAUUCUACAGGACAUGCCAUUGGGUUAUGCUCAAGUGCUAGAGAAUAAGCUGACACGGACGUCUGUAGCCAUUCAGGUGAACGGGGAAAGUGAAGGUGCCAUGGUCCACCUGACUCCAUUUUUCCCAGCCUGUGGCUCUGACUGCAUCCGACGUGAAGGAAAAGUUGUGCUUUGUCCAGAGAGAAGUGCUACAGAUAACAACAGAAGCAUGCUGGGAGGCUGGCUGCCACUCAUCCUGGUGCUGUUGGUGGCUACAUGGGUGCUGGCACUUGGGAUCUACCUAACUUGGAAGCAAGGAAGGAGCACGAAGACUUCCUUUCCUACUACCAACAUGCUCCUGCCCCUCAUCAAGGUCCUGGUGGUUUAUCCAUCUGACAUAUGCUUCCAUCACACAGUCUGCCGCUUCACUGACUUUCUUCAAAAUCACUGCAGAAGUGAGGUCAUCCUUGAAAAAUGGCAGAAGAAGAAAAUAGCAGAGAUGGGUCCAGUGCAGUGGCUUACCACUCAGAAGCAAGCAGCAGACAAAGUGAUCUUCCUUCUUUCCAGUGAUGUCCACAGUCUUUGUGACAGUGCCUGUGGCCAGAACGAGGGCAGCACCAGGGAGAACUCUCAGGACCUGUUCCCUCUUGCCUUUAACCUUUUUUGUAGUGAUUUCAGCACCCAGGCUCAUCUGCACAAAUACCUGGUGGUCUAUCUUGGGGGAGCUGACAUCAAGGGUGACUAUAAUGCUCUUAGUGUCUGCCCCCAGUAUCGUCUCAUGAAGGAUGCCACUGCUUUUCACACAGAACUUCUCAAAGCUACACAAAACAUGUCAAGAAAGAAACGGUCACAACCCUGCCCUGGCAGCUGUUCCCUGUUGUAG
Molecule: messenger RNA, 1491 nt
Organism: Cricetulus griseus (Chinese hamster)
Lineage: Eukaryota; Metazoa; Chordata; Mammalia; Rodentia; Cricetidae
Source: RefSeq, a predicted model, not a curated record